This is a messenger RNA of Leptonychotes weddellii (Weddell seal), 3664 nucleotides long. Lineage: Eukaryota; Metazoa; Chordata; Mammalia; Carnivora; Phocidae. The record is from RefSeq and is a predicted model, not a curated record.
CGGUCUUUGUGGCUCGCCGCUCCGAGUCAGCGGCUUGCGCCUUGGGCGCUGCUGGGCUUCGCGAAAAGAAGAGAGUACUCAAAGAAACUCUGAAAUACUGUACCCAGUCAUAGUGAGCUUUUUGCUCCACUGUUUAAGCCAGAAUGGCUGUGGAAUCCAGAGCAGUUUCAACCUCGGUACCUCAGAGUCCUCAGGAUCAAGAACUAAUACUAGUGAAAGUAGAAGAAAGCCUCUCCUGGGGUCAGAAAUGUAAGCAGAGUGGGAGCAUCAGAUCCUGCCAAGAAUUGUUCCGCCAGCAAUUCAGAAAGUUUUGCUACCAGGAGACACCUGGGCCCCGGGAAGCCCUGGGCCGACUCCAGGAGCUUUGCCAUCAGUGGCUGAGGCCAGAGUUGCACACCAAGGAGCAGAUCCUGGAGCUGCUGGUGCUCGAGCAGUUUCUGAGCAUCCUGCCUGAGGAGCUGCAGAUUUGGGUUCAGCAACAUAGUCCAAAAAGCGGCGAGGAAGCUGUGACCCUGUUGGAGGAUUUGGAGAGGGAAUUUGAUGAUCCAGGGCAGCAGCAGGGACCAGCAGUACCAUGGAAGGAUUUGACAGGUCUUGGAACAUCCCAAGAGUUAACAAACAUCCAACUCCAGCCUUUAAAGACACAGCUGAAACCCUGGGAACCUUGCCUUUCCCCCCAAAAUGAUUGUGAGAACAGUGUAUCAGCGACCAAGAAGGACAUUUCAGGAGAAAAAUCACAAGGACGUCCCCAGGAACCUUCACUUGGAGGAGUUAGUGAACACAGCAGCGAUUUAGAGUGGCAACAAGAAAGUGCUACAGGGGAGAAAUUAAGAAGAUCCCCUUCCCGAGAGGGCAGUUUUAGUCAAGUAAUCUUCACACACAAAUCUCUGGGAAAGAGAGACCAUCAUGAGCCUCAAAGCAGCUUGAUUCUAAGUACAAACUCUAUAACUUACCAGAAAGUUCCUACAGAAGAGAGACCUUAUAGAUGUGAUGUAUGUGGCCACAGCUUCAAACAGCAUUCCUCUCUAACACAACAUCAGAGAAUCCAUACUGGAGAAAAGCCCUAUAAGUGUAACCAGUGUGGGAAGGCUUUUAGUUUGAGGUCCUACCUGAUCAUUCAUCAGAGAAUUCACAGUGGUGAGAAAGCAUAUGAAUGUAGUGAAUGUGGGAAAGCCUUCAAUCAGAGCUCAGCCCUCAUUAGACAUCGCAAAAUUCAUACUGGGGAGAAAGCUUGUAAGUGUAAUGAAUGUGGCAAAGCAUUCAGUCAAAGUUCGUAUCUCAUUAUACAUCAAAGAAUUCACACUGGCGAGAAACCCUAUGAGUGUAAUGAGUGUGGGAAAACCUUUAGCCAAAGCUCAAAGCUUAUUAGACACCAGCGAAUUCAUACAGGAGAGAGACCUUAUGAAUGUAAUGAAUGUGGAAAAGCUUUCAGGCAGAGUUCAGAGCUGAUAACCCAUCAGAGAAUACAUAGUGGAGAGAAGCCCUAUGAAUGUAAUGAGUGUGGAAAAGCUUUCAGUUUGAGCUCAAACCUCAUCAGACAUCAGAGAAUUCAUAGCGGAGAGGAACCUUAUCAGUGUAAUGAAUGUGGCAAAACCUUCAAAAGGAGCUCAGCCCUUGUUCAGCAUCAGAGAAUCCAUUCUGGGGAUGAAGCUUACGUAUGUAACGAAUGUGGGAAGACUUUCAGGCACAGAUCAGUCCUCAUGCGCCACCAGAGGGUCCACACUGUAAAUUUAACCCAUUGGGAGAAACCCUAUGAAUGUGAUAAGUGUGGAAAGGCCUUUAGUGUGAGCUCAGCUCUGGUUCUGCAUCAGAGAAUUCAUACAGGGGAGAAACCCUAUCCUUGUACUUGGUGCAUUAAAAGUUUCAGUCGGAGCUCAGACCUUAUUAAACAUCAAAGAGUCCACACUGGUGAAAAACCUUAUAAAUGUGAUGAAUGUGGGAAAGCCUUCAGUCAGAGUUCUGAUCUCAUUAUCCAUCAGAGAAUCCAUACAGGAGAAAAACCCUAUCAAUGCAGUCAUUGUAGUAAAUGCUUUAGCCAGCGUUCAGACCUGGUUAAGCAUCAGAGAAUCCAUACUGGCGAAAAGCCUUAUACAUGUAACCAGUGUAACAAGCAUUUUAGUCAGAGUUCUGAUGUUAUAAAACAUCAAAGAAUCCACACUGGGGAGAAACCAUAUAAAUGUGAUGUGUGUGGAAAAGCCUUCAGUCAGAGCUCAGAUCUUAUUCUGCAUCAGAGAAUUCACACUGGGGAGAAACCAUAUCCAUGUAAUCAGUGUAGCAAAAGUUUCAGUCAGAACUCAGACCUUAUUAAACAUCGAAGGAUCCACACUGGAGAGAAACCCUAUAAAUGUAAUGAAUGUGGUAAAGCUUUUAAUCAGAGCUCGGUCCUUAUUCUGCAUCAGAGAAUUCACACUGGAGAGAAACCCUAUCCAUGUAAUCAGUGUAGCAAAACCUUCAGUAGACUUUCAGAUCUCAUGAAUCAUCAAAGAAUUCACACUGGAGAGAAACCUUACCCAUGUAGCCAGUGUAGUAAAAUGUUUAGUCGAAGAUCAGACCUUGUUAAACAUCAUAGAAUUCAUACAGGUGAGAAGCCCUAUGAAUGUGAUGAGUGUGGGAAAACCUUUAGUCAGAGCUCAAAUCUUAUUCUCCAUCAGAGAAUCCACACUGGAGAGAAACCCUAUCCAUGUAGUGAUUGUACUAAAAGUUUUAGUCGUCGUUCAGACCUCGUUAAACAUCAAAGAAUACACACUGGAGAGAAGCCGUAUGCAUGUAACCAGUGCAAUAAAAGUUUCAGUCAAAGCUCAGACCUCACUAAACAUCAGAGAGUGCACUCUGGGGAAAAGCCCUAUCACUGUGAUCAUUGUGAGAAAGCCUUCAGUCAGAGUUCUGACCUUAUUCUUCAUCAGAGAAUUCACACUGGAGAAAAACCAUACCCCUGCACACAGUGCAGCAAAAGUUUCAGCCAGAACUCAGACCUUAUCAAACACCAGAGAAUCCACACUGGGGAAAAACCAUAUAAAUGUCCUGAGUGUGGAAAAACUUUUAGUCAGUGCUCAGCUCUUACCCUACAUCAGAGGAUCCACACUGGGGAAAAACCAUAUUCAUGUGAUCAGUGUGGCAAAAGCUUUAGUCGGCGCUCUGAUCUCAUUAACCAUCAAAGAAUCCACGCUGGUGAAAAGCCACAUAAAUGUGAUGCAUGUGGGAAAGCCUUCGGCACAUGCACUGAACUUACUGAACACCAGAGAAUCCACACUGGGGAGAGACCACACACAUGUGUUCGGUGCAGCAGAAGUUUUAGCCAGCUCUCUGAUCUUAUUAAUCAUGAGAAAGUCCAUUCUGCAGAAGACAGGCUAAGUGUGAUGAAUGUGGGAAAACCUUUAGAGUAUACACCGACUUUAUUUCGUACCAGAGACACUAUACCAGAAAAAAAUCUUAGGAAUGCUAUUGAGGAUUAUGAAAAAGGUUUUAAUCAGUGCUCAACUCUUGUGCUACAUUAAACACACACACACACACACACACACACACACACUGGACAGAAAACAUUAAGUUCUACAAUGAAUAUUUAACUGAGAGUUCAGACAUUACUAAACUUAAGAAAAAUUCUGAAGAGGAUCCUGUGAGUAAUUGGGAAAACUUUCAAUAUGAAUAAAAGUAUUACUGAAUGUCA